CACCGCCGGUUUGAUACAUUUUAACCGGGCGUCAGUCUCACUACAGUGGCGAAUGAAUAGGAGGCAAUCUGUAAUUGAGGAAGCAGUUUACAUCAUGACUUCUACGAACGAGGAUCAUGUUGCAGAUUAUGUAUUGCAUUGAACUGCUGCUGCUAAGUUAACAACUUUCACGUCACAUGCUGAUGAUAAUAAACCUGAUUCUGAUUCUGACAUGAGUUGUGGAGUCCUUGAAGGCAUUCACAGUAGAACAAAGAAGUAAUCUAAUAUGAAUGAAAAAAAAAACAAAGACUGACAAACAUGCAAAGGAAGAUAAACUGCAAAUACAAAAUAAAUAAAUAAAUGCCUACAUACUGAGAGCAUGAGUUGUAGAGUCCUUGAAAGUGAGUCUACAGGUUGUGGAGUCAUUUCAGAGUUGAGAGAUUCCAUCGCUGACUUCUUUACCAUCCUGAAGCGAGGGGAGGUUAGUGUCCUUUUCACCAAAACCAUGGUCAGUGUUCACCAGCAGUCUGGUGAUGGGUGAAGAUCGCCGAACAUGGAGCAGUUCUGUGCCAUGCCCACAGUGCCCAGAACUCUCCACUUGUGUGGUGUUCGAGACGGCGAGAGUUGUAGGACAUUUGUAAAGUGGGACGAGGCAAGUUUGAUUCUGCACUUUGUCUCUUCCGGCACGAUCUAGACGCCCGGUGGUUGUGAUGGAGAAGCCCCUGCCCAAUUUCUUUUUCCACAGGAAAAGGUCCCAGCUAUUGCUGCUGAACUCGCUGACGUGUGGCCUGGAAAUCUGUGUGGCAGCUGGGAUCACCUUCGUCCCCCCUCUGCUCCUCGAGGCUGGAGUCCAGGAGAAGUAUAUGACCAUGGUCUUGGGAAUUGGGCCAGUCCUAGGUCUGAUAUUUGUCCCGAUGAUUGGGUCCGCCAGCGACCACUGGACGAGUAGGUAUGGCCGCCGCCGCCCUUUCAUUUGGGGCCUCUGCGUCGGCGUCCUUCUCAGCCUCUUCAUCAUUCCGCACGCCAGCUGGCUAGCCACCGCUUUCAGCCUGAAAGACUACCCAGUGGAUGUCAUCUUCCUCAUCAUUGGCAUCUGCAUGUUGGACUUCUGUGGCCAGGUCUGCUUCACCCCGCUGGAGGCCCUGCUGUCCGACCUGUUCCACGACACUGAGGAAUGUCGGCAGGCCUUCUCCAUGUACUCCUUCAUGAUCAGCCUGGGAGGUUGUAUUGGUUAUUUAUUGACCGCAAUAGACUGGAGGAGGACCUCCCUCUCCGCCUACCUGGGUGGGCAUGAGGACUGCCUCUUCACGCUUCUGGCUGCCAUAUUUGUCGUGUGCAUUUUUGCCACUUUCUUCGUCUCUGAAGAGAGCUCCAAAAAUGCGGACGUGCUGGUGGACAUCUCAACAAAGGAAGUCAUGAAGCCUUUGGCGAGGCGCUGUUGCUGUGCCAUGAGUACUCUGUGGCGUCUGAGGCACUCUCUCUUUGUACUGAAGAACUGUUGCACUUUGAUCCCCAGACUGUACCACCUGUACUGCCGCAUUCCCAAGGUGACCCGCCAGCUGGUCGUGGCCGAGUUCUACAGCUGGAUGGCCCUCAUGACCUUCAUGAUGUUCUACACGGACUUUGUGGGGGAAGGGCUGUACCAGGGCAUCCCAAAUGCCGACCCGGGCAGCGAAGCCAGACUGCGCUAUGACGAAGGUGUUCGGAUGGGCAGCAUGGGCCUUUUCCUGCAGUGUGCGUUCUCCAUCUUCUGCUCCACAAUCAUGGACAAGCUGGUUACGAGGUUUGGAACCAAAGCUGUGUACCUCGCCAGCAUUGCCUUCUUCACCGUUUCUGCCAUCAUCAUGUGCCUUUCGAAGAGUGUGGUCCUGGUCACAGCCAUGUCUACGUUAACAGGGUUUACGUAUUCAACGCUGCAGAUCCUGCCCUAUACGUUAAACUCACUUUAUCACAAGGAAAAACAGGUAUUUUUUUGCAAGCACAAGUUUACUGAACUCGAAGAUGCUAAUUGCCAAGUGGACAUCAAAAUAUCUCCACCAAACGGGAUCUUGAGUCAUAAGUCAUACAAUCAAAAUGGCAGCGUGGUCACGGCCAAGGGGCCUCUGCCUGACCGAAGUGCAGGCACACAGAGCCGGAGCGAGGUCGCAGUUUCCGCCGAUGUCGAACAGGCCGCGGUGGGAAGAGGGAUUUGUCUUGACCUAGCCAUUCUGGAUAGUGCCUUCCUCCUUUCUCAGGUCAUUCCCUCUCUGCUCAUGGGCACAAUUGUCCAGUUUACACAGACAGUAACUGCUUACAUGAUCUCUGCUGCCACCUUUGGGACAGUGGCUCUUUAUUUUGCAACCAAAAUAGUUUUUGAUAAAAAUGAUUUAGAGAAGUAUUUAGUGUGAUGUAAUGAAGGGAUUUUGUCUUUCAGCUCUGGGUGGUCUAACAGUUGGAGGUGAGUGAUAUUGAGUUUGGCCACAAUGUUAUCAGCAUGACAAUUAUCAGGUACAAGCAGAAUGCAAGAUAUAGUUAGAGGAAAACCAAUUUGCACUCUCUUAAAACUCCAUCCGAAUCUAGUCCAUGGUACAGUUUUUUGUAUACUGUUGGUGCAUGGACAUUUAAUGUUUAAUUGGAUCCAUUCAUGCUUCUCAUCUUUGUAAAACCAUUUUAUGUAAUGAGUUGGGCUCUAAGCUUCCGAUCAUUUUAUGUUUACUAAGUGAUCCAAAUAUCUGAUGGGGUAAUGUGGCUCUUUGUGUAACCCCUGUAAUCAUCUGUGUACAUGAACCAAAAGAUAUUCUGGAGAUUUGAUUCGUCUGCAGAAGGACUGAAGAGCCAUGAUUGCGAUGGGUCAUUGUGAUGCAAAAGACGAUUGGGUCAGUUAAACCCGACCUCACAUCACAGACUUCCUGCAGGGUGAAACUUGUCCAAGUGCAAUAAUAAGGCCUCCUUGUAGCUUCCAGGAUCUGCAGUGAGAACAGGUAUAAACAGAUGUGGUACGAGAUAUAAUUGCUCAGAGGAUAUAUCUACUGUUGGGUUUAUAUGGCCAGCAAGCCAGAGGGAUUACCAUAGUGGACUGAAAUAAUUUCAAUGUGGUUUAAAUUGAUGCUAUUAGUUAAAAGUCCACACACUCCUUGUGCUCAGUCUGUUGGCUGAAGGUCUUCUUUACAUCAGCAAUGCUUUGUCUUCACAUUUAAUGAACUGUGCAAUAUGGUAGCCCAUUGGGGACAUGGAUUUCAUUCCAUAGCAGCUACUGGUGAGGUUUUAAGUUUGGAUGAGCUGACUAAUCUCAAAGGGAGGAGAAUGGCUCCUUUUGUAGAUUUGGUCCAAGCGUCAGGACUUGAUUUAGAUUUUCUGAGGUCAGCUCCUUCCUUGCCCAGGUAAGGACCUGGGAAGGGUGAGGAGAAAGAGGGGAUGAAGAAAAAAGAUCAACCUUUUUGAUUCCAGACCCAAAUCUGACUUUAUGUUACCUGCUAGUAACAUCAGAUCUCCUUUGUGCUGAAGGGAAAAUUUUCAUUAUGAAAAAUUGGACAGGAGAUAAUGAGUAUUGAUUGCAGUGGACCUGUUCUGUUUAUACGUCGUAUUCCUAAUGAUCAUGACUUAGCUCUCAUGCAACAUUCAGAAGGGCUGAUGUUUAAACAUCUACAACCCUGAGAGUGAACACCAAUGGCAAGUGUGGCUUGUUACUCAUUCCCUCAGCUUUUAAAAUGACACCUGCAGGUAUUGACGUCAGUGAGCUCCGCACAGCUCAGUUAUUGGUACAUUAUGAGGUUAGAAUGUGCCCAGAGUUGCGAACACUUAUGGAAACCCAAAAUUGGAAAUUACGGCCAACCAUUUUGCUCAUGUCAGUGGUUCAGAUUGGACCUCAAUGAGGACAACUACCCAAUUGUCUUGCAAGUUGCCCCCGAAACACUUUGUAAUACAUUCUGAGGUUUCUACAGAAUCAGUCUGAUAUACUCGACCGACAUUUUAAAAAAAAGUAUUCUUGAAAUAAUUUCCCUUCUUUGACUUUGAAAUAGUUCCCCAUACUCUGAAGAUCUUGCUUCUGGUUGCUAGGCCACACACAUCUUUAAUCAGAUAUAGUGGAGUAGUGUAGUGCAUCUUGUACCCCCGUAACACAGUUUCCUCAUUUACAUUUGCCUUUCCCGUAUAGCAGAGGCUAGUAUGUUUGAACAAGGAGCCUCCCAGACCAUGGUGUACCCAAUCUGUGUCCAUGGCCCCUAUUGUCAGUUACCAUAACGAAAACAACUACAUUGUCACCUUGCCCCCUUGCUCAUUUUCCCCAGCCUACAACGCCAAUCUUCUAAGCACCAAAAUCCUAGUGCGAACAACUGCUUAGCUUCAGAGCAACGGGCAAGUAAGCUAACUGCUGUGCUAGCGGGUGAAUGGUUUAAGAUGGCCGAUGAAACAAGAUGAAUUUAAUCUCCUCUUUGGUGUUACUGCAAACAUACAAUAAUCCAAGUACUUCAGGCAAAAGGCCUACAUCCAGUAAUGGUGAGAAAUGGUAACCGUGGAGUUUUCCUUUGCAUUUCAACAACGUUCCUUGUAACAAAUUUCUGGUGGCAAUAAUUUCUUCUGUAGCCUGUUGGGAAUGUAUUGUCCUGGUCCAACUGUGGAAAUUGCUGCUCAUGCUCAUUUCUCAUUCUGCCUCCAAAUGGGGUUGUUACAGACUUGCAGUACGUCUGUGUGUUAGUGUCUAUAUCACUCACCUCUACCUGGCUUGUGUCUAUAAGUCAAUUGCUAAAUUAUAGAAUUGUAUAAAUCAUCUGGGGAACAAAGGUAUAUUAUUUUUGGUAGAAUUAAUAAUUUUGCCUUAAAAAUCUAUUUUUGUUAAAAUUUGUUGACCUGGCAACUGUUUUAAAGAUCUAUGAUUACUGUAUUUAUAUUGUAGAGAUAUUUUGUACAGUGACAAUUUAUUUCCCAUAUAUAAAGGAACAGGCGUCCACUGGAAAAUGGAAGUAGCUGUAGUUUUCUCCGUCACGUUCCAGGUGAUGACUUAAGAAAUGGUUUUCUCACUGGGAGCGACAUCUUCACUCCAACCACAAGUGAACGAAGGCCUUCAAGCAGAAACAAGAGUUCCUGAAGUUUACAGCACAGAAGACUUCCCUCUUAUUCUGACUCAGGCAGACCCUUCCUAGUCCAGAGUAACACACACAAAAUACUGGAGCAACUCCAGGCAGCAUCCACAGAGAGGAAUAAACAGUUGGAACCCUUUAUCACGACUCAAACGUUGACCGUUUACUCCUCUCCAUAGAUGUGGGGUCCACGGACCAUGGGUCGGGAACCCCUGCCGUAGAUGGUGCUGGACCUGCUGAGUUCCACCUCUAUUCUGCGUGUGUUGCUCUGAAUUUCUAGCAUCUGCAGAAUCUCUUGUGUUUAUCUUUGCUAGUCUGGGUCACUCCACUGUACAGUUGGUGUUCAUAGAUCUGCCUUUGCAUCAAAUUAAUCAAUUUUCUGCUUUAAGGAUGCAAUGGCCUUUAUCUCAACUAUUCCCUAUAUCGAGGUGUUCCAGCAUCAGAAUAAUCUUUCCCAAAGUGCACUCAGAUCCCUCUAACCAUUUGAUCUCUUGUUUAAACUCCCAAGUUCUUAACGCAGACUGUAGAACAUUUCACCCCCAAUGCUGGGGCGAAUUGCACACCUAUCAACCCAGUGCAACACACACAAAAUGCUGGAGGAACUUGGCAGGUCAGGCAGCAUCUGUGGAAAUGGUUAAACAGUCAAAUACUUCAGGCUAAAACUCUUCAUCAGGACUGGAAAGGUGGAGGUAAGGAGGUGGUGGGGUGGAGGAGGAGUACAAGCUGGCAGGUCACAGGUGAGGGGAAAGGGGGGGGGGGGAUGGAGAAAGCUGGAAAAGGGCUGAAGAAGGAAUCCGAUCUGAGAGGUGUGUGGACCAUGGGAGGAAGGAGGGACAUCAGACUGAGAUGAUGGGCAGGUGAGGAGAAACAGUUAAGACGGGAAUGAAACUAAAGAGAGAAGGUGAAGGGGAGAGAAAUUAUUGGAAGUUAGAGAAAUUGAUGUUCAUCCUUCAGAUUGGAGACUGCCCAGACAGAAUACGAAGCGUUGCUCUUCCACGUGGAAGUGGCCUCAUCCAGUAGAGGAGACCACGGACAGCGUGUUGGGAUGAGAAUGGGAAGCAGAAUUCCAGUGCACAAAUGGCAUUGAGCAAUGUAAGCUGUGAGCUAUCCAGCGUGAAUAACGGUAAAGUGGCCGACUUCAUCGAAUUUCGACGGCAGUGCAAAAUUUUUGCAUGUGCUCGUAGAACCAACACGAGAUGAGGUUGUCCAUGGUGACUGUUUCAUAUUCUGGAGUAAUACUGCAUAUACUGUCAUGUAGCCAUUUCAAAACCGUCAUAUAAAGCAGGACCAAAAGACUUUUAAACAUCUCAUUCUGAUACCUUGCUUUCUUUUUUUAAAAUUUCCCAUUCCAUUAUUUAACUCUCCCAUCAGUAUCACCGAUUCUUAAGUACACCAUGAGUGAAAUUCACCUUUCAUUGUGCCAAAUGCUCCCAGGAAUUUGGAGUCAGAGCACGACAGCACAGAAACAGGCCUUUUCGCCCAUCUAGUUCGUGCCAAACUAUUACUCUGCCUCGUCCAAUCAGCCUACACCUGUAAUGUAGCUCACCUUACUCCUCCCAUCCAUGUAGUUAUCCAAACUUCUCUUAAGUAUUGAAAUCAAACCACAUUCGCCACUCCUACUCACAGCUCGUUCCACUCUCUCACCACCUUCUGAGUGAGGAAGAUCCCCCUCAUGUUUCCCUUGAACAUUUGACCUUUCACCCUCAACCCUUGUCCCAAUAUCGGCAAGUUGAACACACCCUCUAACAUUCAUUCCACUGAAGUCUAUGCGCUUGAGUAUGUAGGGCUAACAGCCAAAGAUGGAUCUUGUUCUGAAUGAUAUUUAUAUUUCCUCACUCAUUACAACCUACAGUAUAUGUGUGCACUAAGAACCCCAAUCAAUUUUUUCUUCAGGCUGAAUUAUUUUGUGAGGGUAUAUGAUGAACAGGAAGUGUUUGGGAGAGGUUUCCGAGCAAACCCUUUCCCUCCUCUGUAUGUGAGCAGGUGAAGUAAUCGAUGUGUGUUGCACUCCACUUCUUAAAUACAAUCUCAUUUGCCCCACUCCCUCGAUGUGAGAACUGGACUGCCGCUGCGAACCUCACUGUACAACAUUGGGUGCCAUUGUCUCCACCUCCAGCACUUCAGGCAUUUCCUUCUGUCGGAGUCUCCAAAACAUUAACUCAAUCAGCUUUGCUUUGACUGAUAUUGGUCUCCAGGGAUUCCCACCCUGGGUGUCCAAGGACCCCUUGGUUAAUGGUAGGGGUCCAUGGCAUAAAGAAGUCUGGAAACCCCUGCUCUAUGCCCUCACCCCUUCCACUCCUCAACCAUCAUGGGCUACGUAGAGUUAGAACACCUAAGCUGUUACCAGCUUCUUUUGUAGAGACUAGUUAACUUUAGAAUGUAGAACACUACAGCUCUUCUGCCCGUAAUGUGCGGACUUUUUAACCUACCCUAAGAUCAAUCUAACCCUUCCCUCCUGCAUAGCCCUCCAUUUUACUUUUAUCCAUGUGACUAAGAGUCACAUAAAUGCCCCUGAUACAUCUGCAUCUACCACCACCCCAGCAACGUGUACCACACAACCAGUACUUCAUGUAAAAAAAAACCUACCUCCAACAUCCUCGCUGUGCUUUCCUCCAGUCACCAUAAAGUUAUGCCCACCUGUAUUGGUCAGUACCACCCAGGAGUCCGGUUGUCCGUUCUAUCUCUGCCUCUUAUUGUCUUGCACACCCCUCUAUCGUCACUUUGUGCUGUUUUGCAAUGAACACCCUUUCCAGAUCAAAUUCAAGCCUUGAAUUACAACCUCUGCCAAAGGGAAUUUUCCUCAUAAUAUUGCUCCAAUUACCCCAAAGUCAGAUUGCUAGACCUUGUCCUCUGUAGUUUAAUAACUUGUAUAUUACUUUUGGGAAGUGAGCCAGGUGCUUGAGAGUCUUGGUUUAGAGACCAUCGUCUGAUGAAUUAUUGGAAGGAUUGUUAGCUGUGGAGAGUUCCUGGUGGGCUCUUGAGAAUGAGAUCAUGGAACACUACAGCACAAUACAGGCUCCUCACCCCACAAUGUUGUGCCAACCUUUUAACCUGUUCUAAGAACAAUCUAACCCUUCCUGGCAACGUGGCCCUCCAUAUCAUCCAUCUACCUAUCUAAGAGUUUCUUUAAUGCCCCUGAUGUGUCUGCCUCUACUACCACCACUCCUGGUCAUGCCUUCCACACACCCACCACCCUCUGUGUAAAAAAAAAAAAGUACUGUCUCUGACAUCCCCUUACAUUUUCCUCCAAUCACCUUAAAAUUAUGCCCCCAUGUAUUAGCCGUUUCUGCCCUGGGACAAUGCCUCUGGCUGUCCAUUCUAUGCCUCUGAUCAUUUUGUACAUUUGAUAAAGUCACCUCUCAUCCUCCAAUGCUCCAAAGAGAAAAGCCCCUGUUCACUCAACCUAUCCUCAUGAGACAUGCUCUCUGUCUAGGCAGCGUUCUGGCAAAUCUCUGCACCCUGUCCUCAUGAGACAUUCUCUCUGUCUAGACAGCGUUCUGGCAAAUCUCUGCACCCUUUCUAAUGUUUCCAUAUCCUUCAUAUAAUGAGCUGACUAGAACCAUAUGAAGUUCUGAAAGAACAUAAAGAAAUGAGGACAUGGGUGAACAAGAGACUAUAAAGCUCAGGAAGACUGAAGGGAGUUGUAGAGUUGACCUCAUCAAGUUGGACUUAGCAAAGCUGGAAUGAAGUAUUAGGGAUGAUCUCAAUGCUCAGGAUUGGGAAUAGCAGGGCAGUAUGAAGUGGGGGAGGGUGGACAGGGAUAAUGAUAAACACGAGUUUUUGCAGAUGCUGGAAAUUCAGAGUAACACAAAAUGCUUGAGGAAUGCAGCAGUUCAGGCAGCAUCCAUGGACAUGAAUAAACAGUUGAAUUUUUGGGCCAAGACCCUUUGCCAGGACUGGAGAGGAAGGGGGAAGAUGCCAGAAUAUGAUGUUGGGUAGAGUGGAAAGAGAAUAAGUUCAAAGGUGAUAAGUGGUCAGGUGGGGAUGAAAUAUGAAGGUGAUAGAAAGGUAAAGAGCUGGUAAAGAAGGAAUCUGAUUGGAGGGAAGAGUGGACCUUGGCAGUAAAGGAGGAGAGGAUCCAGAAGGAGGUGAAGGGCAAUUGAAGAAGAGAAAAGUUGGAGAAAUCUAUCAGGUUAGUUAGAGGCUACCUAGACAGAACAUGAGGUUGCUCCUCCAACCUGAGAGUGGCCUCAUUGUGGCAGAAGAGGAGGCCAUGGACCAACAUGUCAGAACAGGUAUGGAGAUACAAAUUAAAAUAGUCAGCCACCGUGAAUUCCCACUUCCUGUGGAUAGAGCGGAGGUGCAUGUCAAAGUGGUUCCCCCAAUCUGUGGGAUUGGGUUAAUGAUCCUAUAAAGGAAGUACGUUAUUUUCUUAAACAACCUUAUUAUACUCCUGUUUUGUGAUUUGGAUAGAUCAUUUAAAAAGAAACAUACAAUAUUACAAAUAAGCUUAAUAUAUAAUUUAUAGCUUGCUUUAAUUUAGGCACUUUCUGUGGAAAUCAAAGUGUUAAGUUUUCAAGGACUUGCUAGUUCGUCUGCAAUUAAUAUAUUUUGAUAUUUAUUUACUGGAUCUGCAACCAACCUGAUCUGAGUAGUGCGCGACACUACAAAUUAGAGAUUGGAAGUAUCCUGGGUAUUUUUGUAUUUAGAUCUCUUUGCAAGUCAGACUAGCUCAGCCCACUUUGUGCCGGUUGGGAGAAGUUUGAUGGGUUCAGUCAUCUCAAAUCUAAGCUUUAUUUUAUAUAUAAACAAAACAAGACUUCAAAACCUGUUGAAAUGUUGGACUUUUUAAUUUAAUUAUUUUCUUUGAUCAGAUAGGGUUCAAACUUAGCUCAAGAAUUUGGAGAAUUGAGUAUUCUCAAAGCUUUCAGGAUUAUUCAUUGAGAAGAUCUGCUGACAAAAGGUAUUGGGUAGGUCUGGAAACCGAGGAGAUAAUGCACUCCUAUUAACUUGGACUUUACACCGGGAUGUUCACACUGUGCCAUAGUUUCUCUUAUACUAUAGCAUAUGAGUAAUGCCCACAAGAUGUCAAUCCCUGCAAAUCAAUUUUUCCUCCUGUUUCUGGGGGGAAAAAAUAAAAUCCUGCAGAUGUUUGAAAACUGAAACAAAACUGGAAAUGCUGGAAGACCCAACAACACCUGUGGAGAUAAGCAUUUCAGAUUUGAACAAUACCUAUCUAUUCCUCUCCCUUAUUCCUCUCUCCCCACCUUUCUCUUCCUCCUACCUCUCUCUCCCUCUCAUCUCCCACUCACUCUCCCCCCACUCUUUCUAUCUCUGCUUUCUUACUUGCUAUCACACCUCCUUUAUGAAAACCAUGAGAUGAUCUGAGAGAAGCUAAAUCCACAUCCCUCCACUCUCUCUGUUCAUGUAUCAGUGUCUCACAUUCAACAUGAUGGAGGUCCAGUUGGAUACGUUCCUUUGUGUGGAGUUGUAUGGUGCCAAAGCAGCAGGAAAAAUCGUGUCAGAGUCGAUGUUCCUCUCUGUAACUUUCAAUGGAAGUGUCACCCACAUCUUGUAUAAUGUAUCCAUUGAUAUAAAUAUUCUGGUACUUCACUGAAAUCUAUUUCUUUUGUACCAUCAUCCCACUUCACAAUAAAAUACUUUCAGCCAAGUUUGCAAAGAAAUCUCACAUUUCAAUGUCCAACACACCAUAUGGGAAGUCUUCCAGUGAAUUCAUCAAGAGAGCAAGAAAUGGCAAAAUUCCAGCACACCAUCUGAGUUCAGAUUAACAUUAUUUGUCAAGUGUACAUCGAAACAUACAGUGAUAUGCACCAUUUGCGGCAACAACCAACACAGCCUGAGGGUGCGCUGGGGGCAGCCCACAAGUGUCACUGUGGUUCUGGUGCCAACAUAGCAUUCCCACAACUUACUAACCCUAACAUUUGGAAUAGAGUCACAGAAAAAAAAUACCGCGUAGAAACUGACCCUUCAGCCCAUUUAGUCUGUGCUGAACCAUUUAAACUGCCUACUUUCGUCAACCUGCACUGGGACCAUAGCCUCCCAUAUUCUACAAUCCAUGUAACUGUCCAAUGUGGGAGGAAACACAUGCAGUUAUGAGGAGAACGUACAAGCUUCUUACAGAAGGCGAGGGGAAUUGAACCCAGGUCACGGGAACUGUAAAGGGUUAGACUUACCUCUACGAUACCAUCUCGCACCCCCCAGCGAAAGUGAAUUUCCAAAUGGAAUGUCUUGUGGCAUUUGGAUUGAUUUCAAUGUACACAAAGUAAUGAGAGUUUAUCAAGCAGUCCACCAGCAUCUUUGUAAGUAGUUUAUCUCUACUGGGAACUAUUCAGUUAAACAGACAUUUCAAAUUCCAAACUUGAAAAACUGCAGUUUAUCCAGAACUGGCUCCUUGUGUGUUAUGUAUUUCCCAGCACAAAUAAAUGAAACCAUUUUAGAUUUUUACAAAAUAUUUUAUGAAAACACUUUAUUGACUGCUGCUUGAUCAGGAUUUUAUAUUUUUCUUUGUUAACUCGAUUUGAUAAAAGGGCAGUGAAUGCUUCAGGCUGCUUUGUGGCUCUCUGUGCUUGAAUUGAUAUUUUAAGAUGUCAUGGAUUAUCACUCUGACUUCUGUACUUGUGUGGAAAGAGGACAAGUGGGGUUAAUAACCACUCAUCAACAGUAAACUAGAUUUCUGCUCAGAUGAAGGCAAGUCCUCUUUGGAGACACGAGAUUGCAGAUGCUUCAACACAGAAAAUGCUUGAGGAAUUCAGCAGUUCAGGCAGCAUCUCAAGCACAAGAGAAUCUGCAGAUGCUGGAAAUCCAGGAGCAACACACAUGAAAUGCUGGAGGAACUGAGUGGAUCAAGCAUUUUGGCUUUUGGGUUAACUGUUCACUCUUUUCCAUAGAUGCCACCUGACCUGCUGAGUUCCUCCAGCAUUUUGUGUGUGUAGAGGUCAGGCAACAUCUGUGGGGAGAAUGGACAGUCGACAUUUCGGAUUGAGAUAUCGACUGUCUUCAUCCAUUGAGGGAAAGGGUUAUUUGGGGAGAUUAAAUAUGCUGAAGAAGUUUGCAGCACAGCAGCUGAGUGGUUAGCAUAACACUAUUACGGGUACCAGCAAAAGCAGGGAUCUGGUCCCACCACCGUCUGUAAAGAGUCUGUACGUUCUCCCUGUGACCAUGUAGGUUUCCACCAUGUUCCUCCAGUCUCUCUGACAUUCCAAAGACAUAUGGAUUAGGGUUAGUGAGUUGUGGGCAUGAUGAUAGGUGCCAGUAGCCCGGCAACACUUGCCAGCUACUCAGCACCAUCCUCGACUAUUAGACACGAAUGACUCAUUUCAUUGUUUCAAUUUCCAUAUGAUAAGUAAAGCUAACCUUUAACCUCUGUGCCACCUCGGAGAUGGUUCACAGAGACAUUGAAUUGACAUAUAUAUAAAAUUGUGAGUAGGGAGAAUGCACUCUGUUUUCCUCAGGGCUGCAGGAAACCUGGAGAAACCUAAUUAAAGAAAAAAAUAAUAAUAAAAAUAAAAAGAUCUACUGUCAAUGCGCAAGAGGAAAAAAUAUAAAU
This is a messenger RNA of Hypanus sabinus (Atlantic stingray), 12540 nucleotides long. It is a transcript of the gene slc45a3, whose product is annotated as solute carrier family 45 member 3. Gene Ontology annotation, cellular component: membrane. NCBI's taxonomy places the organism in Eukaryota, Metazoa, Chordata, Chondrichthyes, Myliobatiformes, Dasyatidae. Gene Ontology annotation, molecular function: sucrose:proton symporter activity. The record is from RefSeq and is a predicted model, not a curated record. The transcript is spliced from 7 exons. Bases 690 to 2366 code for a protein of 558 amino acids. Gene Ontology annotation, biological process: transmembrane transport.